Messenger RNA from Echinostoma caproni, 660 nucleotides. The record is from the annotation of a GenBank genome assembly. Lineage: Eukaryota; Metazoa; Platyhelminthes; Trematoda; Plagiorchiida; Echinostomatidae.
AUGUGCUGUGAUAAGUUCCAGGCAGAUAAUUUUAGAUGUUUUUUCGUUGAUUCUGCACAGGAUGGAACUCCAACAACAAAAACGUUUGAUCGAUUAACUUCUCAGAUUGGUGCAGAAGAGGCUGAAGAAGUGGGCAUAGAACACCUAUUAAGAGAUAUCAAAGAUACUACGCUUGGUCCUCUUUCCCAACGGAUUGGGGCGCAACUUGAUGGUCUUUCCGGUCUGCUGCGUCAUUUGCGAGAUAUCGGUAACUAUCUAGAAUUGGUGGCCACAAAUCAACUCCCGGUUAACCAUGGUGUAAUCUAUCAGCUACAGGAUAUAUUCAACUUGCUACCUGACCUUCGUCUUCAUGAUAUGGUUCGUGCGGUCCACGUGAACACUAAUGAUGAGAUGCUGGUUGUUUAUGUAGCUGCAAUUAUACGAACUAUCCUUGCCCUCCACGACUUAAUUUCCAACAAACUUGCCAACCGCGAAAGCGAACGGAAUGAAGAAGGGGGCGGCACAGAUAACAAGAAAAUCACUGCCUCUGGCGAUCAGUCUAAACGACCUCAAUCAGGCAAGACGGAUGACACAACGGAUGCAGCAAAGUCCGGAGAAAGUGCAGCGAAGUCGAAUAGUACAUCGCCGUCAUCAUCUUCAAUGAAAAAAUCGAAUAAGUGA